Thrips palmi is the source of this 370-nucleotide messenger RNA. RefSeq lists its product as uncharacterized. The transcript has 2 exons. The coding region runs from base 16 to 240 and encodes 74 amino acids. NCBI's taxonomy places the organism in Eukaryota, Metazoa, Arthropoda, Insecta, Thysanoptera, Thripidae. The record is from RefSeq and is a predicted model, not a curated record.
CGAAACAGCAUCACCAUGUACAAGUCCCUGCUCGUCGUCUUCGCCGUCCUGGCUGUGGCUUCGGCCGGCUACAUCGCCAGCCCCGUGGUCAGCACCUACGGUGCUGCCGCCUACCCCGCCUACUCUGCCUACUCCGCCGGAUACUCCGCCUACCCCGCCUACUCCGCCUACUCUGCCUACGGCGCCUACCCCUACGCCUACUCCGGCCUCGGCUACGGCUCCUCUUACCUGUACCGUUAAACUCCAAACCGAGAAUGUGCUCGCUGCAGACGACGCCAUCCCGGACCCCGCAUCUCUGCCUCCAGACAGAAGUGCCUUCAAUCCAUCCUGGCUGUGAUCAAAAUUGAAUAAAAGUGUUCAUCCGCAAAAA